This is a messenger RNA of Indicator indicator, 1837 nucleotides long. It is a transcript of the gene ASPG, whose product is annotated as asparaginase. The record is from RefSeq and is a predicted model, not a curated record. Gene Ontology annotation, molecular function: protein binding; asparaginase activity. Lineage: Eukaryota; Metazoa; Chordata; Aves; Piciformes; Indicatoridae. Bases 1 to 1806 code for a protein of 601 amino acids. Gene Ontology annotation, biological process: amino acid metabolic process. The transcript has 16 exons.
AUGGAGGCGGCGGCGGCAGCAGCAGCGAGACAGCAUCCUCCCGGGGUGCGCUCUCUGGGCAAAGCUCUGGCUGGCAUCCGUCCCCAGGAGCGUCCCGGCUACCCCCUGGCCUCCACCAAUGGCUCCAAGGCUGAGGCGCGGGUGCUAGUCAUCAACACUGGCGGCACCAUCGGCAUGGUGCAGGACGUGAAGGGACUUGCUCCUGAGGCCAAGAAAUUAGUAAGCAGCUUGAAAACAAUGCCAAUGCUGCAUGAUGAGACAUAUGCCCAGGAAACAAAACUGAACAACUUCCAUGAAUUUCCAGAUAACACAUUGGUGCUCCCUCUCUCUAAGCAAAACAAAAGAAUUUUUUACACAAUCCUGGAGCUCUCACCACUUCUUGAUUCUUCCAACAUGACGCCGGAUGAUUGGGCCAGAAUUGCAAAGAAACUUGAGGAGCACUAUGAAAAGUAUGAUGGUUUUGUGAUCCUUCACGGUACUGAUACCAUGGCCUACACAGCUUCAGCUUUAUCCUUCAUGUGUGAGAACCUGGGUAAAACUGUUGUUCUGACAGGAUCUCAGGUGCCCAUAUAUGAGUUGCAAAACGAUGGCCGAGCCAACCUUCUGGGGGCACUGCUGAUUGCUGGGCAGUUCGUGAUUCCUGAGGUGUGCCUGUAUUUUUAUAAUAAACUGUACAGGGGAAAUAGGGUGACUAAGGUGGAUGCUGGGAGUUUCAAUGCCUUUUCCUCACCUAACCUGCCUCCACUUGCAAAUGCUGAGGUUGAUAUUACAAUAAACUGGGAAACGGUGUGGAGAGCCAAUACAAAAAAAAAAUUUCAAGUUCACACCAAUAUGAACCGGAAUGUUGGGCUUCUGAGAAUCUUCCCAGGAAUCACCACUGCUGCUGUAAAAGCAUUUCUUCAGCCUCCAAUUGAGGGCAUUGUACUUGAAACUUAUGGAAGCGGCAAUGCCCCAAACAACAGAGAAGACUUGCUGGAAGAACUGAAGAUAGCAGCUGAACGAAAAGUAGUGAUUCUAAACUGUACUCAGUGCUUACGAGGGGCUGUUAAAACAGUCUAUGCAACAGGGCAGACUCUUGCUGAUGUUGGAGUGAUUCCUGGAGGUGAUAUGACACCAGAGGCAGCCCUAGCAAAACUGUCAUACACUCUCAGCAAGAGUAAGCUUAGCUGGGAGGAGAAAAGGCAGAUGCUGAGUGAGAAUCUAAGAGGAGAAAUGACUGUUGUACCUACAGGAGCCAAGAUCUCACUGAGAGAUAGCAAGUUUAUUCAAGUGAUUGCCAAAUCUCUAAGUAUCAGCAGCAAGGAGGAGUUAGAAGCUGUAAGAGAUGUUUUAAUUCCACCUUUGGCUUGUGCUGCAGCUAAACUGGGUGACAUAGAUGCACUAAGAGCCAUAGCAGAAAUGGGUGGAAACUUGAGCUGUGGAGACUAUGAUGGCCGAACUCCACUUCACAUUGCAGCCUCUGAAGGGCAUUUAUCAUUAGUUGAGUAUUUGUUGACAUCUGGUGCAACUGUUUAUGCUAGAGACAGAUACGGAUCUACCCCACUGAUGAACGCGAUCAAGUUCAGGCACAUGCAGGUGAUUAGUUUGUUACGAGAAACAGGAGCACACCUUUCAAGCCAUGACUUGGAGAACAUUGGAACAAUACUCUGCAGCCUCACAGCUAAAGGCGAUGUGGAUGGGCUGUAUGCCUGGUACCUAGCUGGUGCAGACCUGGAGCAAACUGGUUACGAUGGCAGGAAACCCCUACAAGUAGCAGAGGCUACAGGGCAUAAGGAAGUUCUUGACUUCUUUAGACAAAAGCAGUAAAGAAGAGGCUGCAGAAGAUGGUCACUCCUCU